AUGACUCGGACAAUUUUACCAGUUGAACUUUGUCUUCAGAACACGCAAGUGUACCGACUCCCACCUCCCAAAGUUCAGACAUUCUCAGGCGAAGAGAAGAAGAAAGCCUUUCCUGAUAACGGUGAAAACGGAUCUCGCCCUCGGUGCUACGCUGAAAUCGCAGCCAAAACUGACGCUGCAGUUCGCCUUACGAAUGACCGUAGUUUUGGCGCUUCUGCGGAGGGGCCACUAAUAAUCAUGUUCCAUCAGGGACAGGAAACACAAGAUGAACAAACUGGUGACCAAGAUCCUGGUGAUGCCAAGAAGAAGAAUACUGAAAUUAUUGGUGACGAACAGGAAGUCGAAGUCGAAAAAAGUGGACGCACAGAAGCUGUGUUUAUGCAUCUAUGGAGAUCGAUGGGCCUCAACUUGAAGCGCAUUGCUGUCAUAUCAGAAUUCGAGCGGAACAAGCGAAAGCCCAAGGUUCCGAUUACUUCUGAUGCGAACGCGGCGACUGAAAAUCGAGGUUGGCAUCAGUAUCCGUCUAUGCCAUCGAUGGCAUGCACCGAAUUCGUAGGCGAAGAAAAAACUGUCUAUAUCAAAAAACUUUUAGUUGAUCACACCGAAGGCCGCAUACUCCGGAUCCAAAAACGCAAGACUGUCAUCGACAAAGAGGCGUUCCGGGCGAUAAAUCGGGUAAAGUAA
This is a messenger RNA of Suillus plorans, 684 nucleotides long. RefSeq lists its product as uncharacterized. The transcript has 9 exons. The coding region runs from base 1 to 684 and encodes 227 amino acids. The record is from RefSeq and is a predicted model, not a curated record. Lineage: Eukaryota; Fungi; Basidiomycota; Agaricomycetes; Boletales; Suillaceae.